Molecule: messenger RNA, 6162 nt
Organism: Carassius auratus (goldfish)
Lineage: Eukaryota; Metazoa; Chordata; Actinopteri; Cypriniformes; Cyprinidae
Product: E3 ubiquitin-protein ligase RNF14-like
Exons: 5
Coding region: 3951-4889 (312 amino acids)
Biological process (GO): protein ubiquitination
Molecular function (GO): ubiquitin-protein transferase activity; protein binding; zinc ion binding
Source: RefSeq, a predicted model, not a curated record
GCUGGAGCACCAAGUCCCUGUGAUCGCACAACUACUCUCAGGACAGGGCCAUAAUGAGCCAGUUGUCGAGAUAGUUGAGGAUCCUGACGCCCACUUCCCAGAGUGGGGCAAGGGCACCCUCCGCAAGCUUCGUGAAGACACAGGGGGACAGGGAGAGCCCGAAGGGGAGGACUUUGUACUGCCAUGCCUGACCCUCGAAUGCAAACUGCAGAAAUGGUCUGUGGCGAAGGAGGAUCGAGACAUGAAAGUACGCUGUCAACUCUGGGUCAAAUUCGGCAGUGGCGAUAACACCCAAGGGGGGCAGCCCCGCCGAAUCUUCAUCCACAGAGGUCAACAGCCCAUCCCCGAUGCUGCAAUCGACAUCUGAUCCCCGCCGGCAAACUGAAUGACCCGUUGGGACUGCCAGAAGACAGCCCAGCAAAAUCACCCAGCAGCCGCACAGGACAAACACUGCGGAAGGGGUAAGAGGUCCAUGAGGCGUGGCCCGGCGGAGAAGCUCUCAUUGUCACCUUCAAAUCUCCCAGAGCACUAGCCAGCGGUCCUCUGCUCAUGACAGAGAAACCGUAAUGGGUAGUGACAGAGGGGUCUGCUCCUUUCCCUUUAAGAAAGGAGAGACGCGAUCGCAGCGUUGCCAUGGUCACACACGCAGUAUGUGCAUGAACCAUCCACGAACGCGCCUUCAGCGUGCUGAAUGCCCAGACACGAAAGACAACGAUGGUGGCCAUUGUCAGAGAACAGGAAACAACCGCAUCCAGAAGGAUGUGGAUGAAACGGCGUCUUUAAAAAGAUGCAAAUCGUCUGUGAUUUGCUCUUUUAGGAAAUCUGCUCUCUUAGUUGAAGCGCCCAGGGGAAUCAGUGAAAGGGACACCGUUGUUUGCGCCGUAACGCCAACCAGAACAGCUUCCCGACACAGCAGACGAAUGGCUUUGUGGAGUAUAAUAGCUUUCAUACCACCACUUGGCCCUCUUUAUACCCGUUGGCACAAGGAGUGGCUCAUGUAUGUUAAAUCCACUAGCCAAUUUUCAUUGGCGUUUUCUCUUAAACUCAGAGAUGAUUGGCCUCCCAGGUGAGACCCCAUAUGCCGUUCGACAUAACUCAUAGUGACCGACAGAUAGGGAACUGAUUACUUUUCUAAACAUCUAUGUUUUCAAACCUUAACCUUACGGUUAGUGCUCAACACUGAUCACCUUCAUCACUUGAAUUAAGAUUAUAGUAAUUUAAUUUAAAACACAGCCACCACAAAAUCGGAUUUUAGCACCCUUAUUACUUUGAGAUUAUUCUGAGGUUAAAUACAUAUUUAAAAACUUAACACAAAAUAGUUUAGUUGCUAUGAUACUGUUUUUUAAACAAAAUAUUUGUUUAUAGAUAGGAAACAUUGGUAUCUAACAAUUCCUUGGGGGGCAAAAAACUGUUAAUCAUGUGUUGUAAACUCCUGAAAUAUUGGUAUCUCAUACUUUAGAGCAAUCCAUGCAAUUUAUCAAAGAUAUCAGUUAAAGUGUGUGUGUAGGUGUGUUUGUGUGUAUAUAGGUGUGUAGGCGUGUGUGUGUAAUGGGGCCGAUGAGUCGUUAGACUUGCAGAUCCAUGUGCAAGUUUUAUUACACAGAGACGUGGUCAUUACAGGCAUGGGUCAAAUGCUGACAGACAGGUAUAUAGAGGGCAAGAUGAAUUUUCCUAGGACAAGCGUGGGUCUUCGAUGAGCGAGCAAUAUCCAGAGGGCUACGCAAGAGGGGUAAUCCAGAAUCCAGAGCAAAGGGUCAAAACAUGACAAGGCAAGGCAAGGCAAGAAAAAGACUAAACUAUGAAAACUAGAAAAACUAAGAUGAGACUAUGAAAACUAUGAACCAUAACAAGACUAAGAAAACAAACACAGAAUGGCUUGGUAUCGCAUGGAGAGGGAUAUGGGCUGAACAAUACUCGGCCGUGUGUGAGAGGAAGUCCAAUGCUUAUAAAGCAUGUCUGAUGGUUGUGCUGUGUGUGUGUGUGUGUGUGUAGGGGUGUGUUUGUGUGUAUGACAAAAUUCAAAUGUAUCCCCUUUGUAAUCAUUAACAUUUUCAAAAGUAUCUGUAAUUUAAGUAGACAUUUUUUAGGAACUGUAACUGAUUACAGUUACAUUUAAUUUAUAAUUAAAUUACGUAAUUCAGUUACAUGUAACUAGUUUCUCCCCAACACUGGUUAUGUGUCUAUAUCCCAAUUUCUCACAAACAGAUUGUAUUAAUGGUGGAUGAAAACUAUUAGUAUAGUUUUGACAGAAAAAGUUAUAGAAUUGUUAUCACAUGUGUAGCAAAUUAGCUCAAAAGGGAAAUAUUUACGAUUAAUUAUAACUGGUUAUAAUUAAUAAUGAAUAUUUAGAUUAGAUUUAAGAAUUAACUGUAGUACAAUUGAUAUUACAAUUAUUUGAAUCAAUUGGUAAUAUAAGGGAUUUAAUAAAUGAACCUAAACCUAACAUAUUACUAAACCAAGCAAGACAUAUAGAUGUACAUAUACAGAAUGAAGGAAAGUAAGGAAGAGAAAAGGAAUAGCAAAAGAAUGGCAGUAUUUCACAUCAAUUAACCAUAACCUAAUGAGAAUCAUCAAAUAAUCAAGGGGCUCAAACUUAAACACGCAUCUAAAUAGUUGUAAACGGUUACUUGCAUUGGUUUCAUUCCUGAACAAGAGUCCUGAACGGAGGUUCUUGAUUAGUUCUUUUAGAGGUAAGCUGGAGAUUUUCCUCUGGUUCUUCUGAAGAUAGGAAAGUACACAGCAGAUUGAAAAAGUUCUUUUGAAGAUAAAAAAACUGCUGGAAAAUCGAACUCAAAAGGUAAGUUUGAGGAGUCUUGGAUAGUGUUCGUCUUGAAAAGCAAUGGUUUCUGAGCGCAGAUUAUCCAAAGAUAAUGAAUUUUAACAAUUUCUGUUCACACCCACCUUUAGGGUGGAAUGCCCAAUCAGAGGCAUGAAUUUUAAGCAGGAAAAACUUUAUUUUUCUCUGUUUAUGGUCCAUUUGCAUGUUUAUUGCUAGUCUGGGGAACUUGUGUAGUUUUACCCAAAACUAUGGUACAAACAGUAAGAUGCAUUUGACAAUCACAUAGUGUACAGAAUUGUUUGAGGAAUAAAAAGCAGAUCAAUUUGAUACCAAGGACAAUACAUCUAAAAAGAUCUUAAAGCAGAUAUACACUCAUUUACCUAAAUAUAAGUAUUGAGAGUCUAACUAAUACAAAUAAAGAAUUGUUACUAGGCUACUGCAAUAGUGAAACAUACAAAUAAUACAUGCGUAUACCAGAUACAUUUGUAAAUGAUUAAUUAUAUUCUAAAUGAAGAAAAGUUUUUGUGUGUGUGUGUGUGUGUGUGUGUGUGUGUGUGUGUGUGUGUGUGUGUGUGUGUGUGUGUGUGUGUGUGUUGUGUAUUGAGAAUAAGUCGAUAAGAAGUCGGAUGGGGAGACCCGAGAGUUGAUCUGUUCAUCAUCUUCCAGAUAAUGGGACUAGGGUUAGGGUUAACAUUACUAUUUACCAUUAAGCACCCAUAUAACUGCAUACCACGGGGCCAGAUUCUGUCAUUUAUAUGCAAAUGUCAAAAGGCUAUAGGAAUCCCUAUAACAUAAAUCCCAAACAAUCGUACAUGAUCCUAAGCAGAUGCUACACAUGUUCAUGUAAAAAAUCUUGUGGUUUUCUUCUGGUUUUUAUUGUAUUUACAAUAGUUUUUGCCAUGAAAAUAGCCUAAGAUGCUGGCAUGGCAUUGAAUAAAAAUAUACUACUAUGAAUAGAGUCUGAAUGUUUUCUUCUUAUUUCCAGGACAUACCUCCACUGAGCAUCGUCUAUCAUUUCUAUGUCCACUGGUUCUGAGUUUUAGAUUCCCGGCUAAUUAUCCUUCAGCUUCGGCUCCACUUUUUGUUCUAAGCUCCAACUGGCUCACAAGAGUCCAGGAGACUGGAUGAGCUUUGGGAGGAGAACCAAGGCAACGUGAUUCUUUUUACCUGGAUGCAGUUCCUCAAGGAAGAGACUCUGGACUUCCUGGGAAUCCAGUCACCGCUGGAAAUCCAGAGCAUUGAGAGUGAAUCUGGCCUAAAACAAGCAGCGGACGUUUCUGGGGAAAAAUGUAAAGUGCAAGAUUUAGACCCAAGAGCUGUGCAAGAAGUCGACGCUCGCACAGAUAUACUGAGUCAGCUGCUAGAUUUUGACGAAGCUCAAAAUCAGAAGGUGUUUGAUGGGACGGUAUUCUGCUGCAGCAUCUGUUUCUUAGAUAAGCUCGGAUCGGAAUCACUGCUCUUCAAAGAGUGUCAGCAUGUGUACUGCAAGUCCUGCAUGAAGGAAUACUUUCAGAUCCAGAUUAGGGACGGAAAGGUCCAGUGCCUUACCUGCCCUGAUCCAAAGUGUGUGUCCAUGGCCACUCCUUCACAGGUGAAACUUCUUGUGAGCAAAGACGAGUUUGCACGCUAUGAUCGUCUCCUGUUGCAGUCAAGUCUUGACCUGAUGAAGGAUGUGGUGUAUUGUCCUCGUAUAAGCUGCUCUAUGGCGGUGAUGGUGGAGCCAGACUCAAACAUGGGCAUCUGUCCCGCCUGCAAAUAUCCCUUCUGUACGCUCUGUAAGAGGACCUAUCACGGCCUCAAUAACUGCAUACCGACUGAUGAUGAUUUACGUAUGCAAGAUGAGGAUAAUUCUGCGAGCGAAGAGUGGAAUAAGAUCGAAGAGAGGCAUGCCAUUCAGAGGGUGUUGGACUCUCUCUGCACAGACUGGGUAAAGGUUAACUGUAAACAGUGCCCUUGCUGUGGCACUAACAUAGAGAAGAAUAUGGGCUGUAAUAAGAUGACCUGUUCGGUGUGUCACGGUUAUUUCUGCUGGAUCUGUCUGACAGCUCUUUGCAAGAAAGACCCUUACAGCCACUACAAGGACCCCGACUCGCCCUGCUACAACCAGUGAGAACAGUCUCCACUGCUGAGUCUUUCUACAUUCACUUAAGACAUAACCAUCUGUGCUCAAAUUACAGGAAAUCUUUAUCAUGCACUACAAGUCAAACGCUUUUAUCAUUAUAUAUAUAUAUUUAUUUAUUUAUUUUUUCUCCAAAGUACAGAAAAGGCAGUAAAAAAUUUAAAUAUUUUUACUAUUUAAAAUAACUGUUUUUUAUUUGAAUAUAUUUUCAAAUAUAAUUUAUUCAUCUGAUUUCAAAGUUGUAUUUUCAGCAUCAUUCCUCCAGUCUUCAGCAUCACAUGAUCUUCAGAAAUCAUUCUAAUAUGAUGAUUUACUGCUCAAGAAACAUUUCUGAUUAUUGUCAAUGUUGAAAACAAUUGAGUAUAAUUUUUUUUCAGGUUUCUUCAAAGAAUAGAAAGUUUAUCUGAAUUGAUCUAAUUCAAACUAACUGAAUUUGGUGCAUUUUCUGGAGUACAAAUCUGAACAUGUUUAGGAUGAAUUCUAUGCAAAGUUUUACACACAAGUCUACAGUAUAAUAGAUUUCAGAUGACUGAAGGUUAACGGCUGGUGCACUGACGGUGUAUGAAGAAUGAAAUAUUUACUUUUGAACCUAAAUUAUUUAUUUUGAUAAAAUACAAUUUACGAUUUAUGUUUUACGAUACAAUAUUUGGUAAAAAUAAUGAGGCAGAAAUAUAUUGUUAGUAAGAUUUUAGAGGAUUCUUAUGUGUGGGGUGAAAGGAAAAAGUAACUAGUAGUAAAGUCAUAAUAUUAGUUUUGAAAUGAGAUGAACUAGUAAUGAGUAAUAUAUUACUUUUUAGUAACUAAACACUGGUGGACAGACUAUCAUCAAGACUAAAUCAUCUCUCCAUUGAUGUCUGGUUUGUUCGAAGGACAAUAUUUGUCUGAAAUACAACUAUUUCAAAAUCUGGGGGAGCAAAAAAAUGUAAAUAUUGAGAAAAUCAUCUUUAAAGUUGUCCAAAUGAACUUCUUAGCAAUGCAUAUUACUAAUCAAAAAUAAAGUUUAGAUAUAUUUACAGUAGGAGAUUUACUAAAUAUCUUAAUGGGACAUGAUCUUUACUUAUUAUCCUAAUGAUUUUGAAAGAGUUGAAUUCAUGAUUGAUUUGUUUCAUAACUUUUUACACACGUGGUUCUGUAUGGGACGACUCAAGAAAUCUCUAGUGCUGUUAAAAGUUUAGGCACUUGUGUAAAAACACUGUGAAAUAAAGAUGCUGUCAAAACUAAUGUCAUGAAUAGAUUUUCUUUAUCAAUAAACUAAAUGAAAUCA